This is a messenger RNA of Entrophospora sp. SA101, 369 nucleotides long. The record is from the annotation of a GenBank genome assembly. Lineage: Eukaryota; Fungi; Glomeromycota; Glomeromycetes; Entrophosporales; Entrophosporaceae.
AUGGGUAAAAAAGCAAAACCAGAUCUUCCACUUCACAAAGUUAUUAUGGUUGGUUCGGGUGGGGUAGGAAAAUCAGCCUUGACUUUAAGAUAUAUGUAUGGUGAUUUUGUUGAAGAAUAUGAUCCAACAAAAGCAGAUUCUUAUCGUAAGAAAGUCACCUUGGAUGGACAAGAAUGUCAAAUUGAUAUAUUAGACACAGCAGGACAAGAAGAGUAUGCCGCUGUCCCUUUCAUUCUAAUUGGUAAUAAAGAAGAUUUAGAUCAAAUACGUAAGGUGUCUAAAGAAGAAGCCAUAGCCAAAGCAAAUGAAUGGGGCUGUGCAUAUUAUGAGACAUCAGCGAAAACAAGAUUAAAUGUUGAAGAGGAGUAA